AUUCGUUUAUCUCGAUUUUUGAAUUUCAAAACGACGAACUGCUAAAUUUACAGUGCUAUAACUGUCUUCAGAAACUCGAGGAUUAAUUUGAUGAAAAGAGCGAUUAACUUUUGGACGACCAAUAAAAAAUGGAUAACCAUAUAAGUGCUAUUAUAUUUUUAGUUUUAUCCACUUUGUGUACAGGAUUUACGGCGACCACACAUUCAAUACAUUUUUUAAAGCCAAGUGUUGUCUUUCAAAAUAAUGAACCAGGCUUGAAAAUAUUUUGUCACAAUGCUAAUACAAAAGAUUUGAUAUACAUAUGGAAAAGUUUAACAAUACACUUAAGUACAAAUACAGAAAACUACGAUCUUUAUAAUGGGAAAACUCCUCAAGAAGUAAUGGAAAAGUACGAGAAUCAGAGGUAUUGGCGUUUUAAUUUAUUUGGUAGAAACAAGAGUAACAAGUUCCAAAUUAAUCCAUUUGAAGAUGUUUGCAUUGGUGUAUAUGUAUAUCCUUCUGAUUUGCAUAAAUACUCAAUGGGCAUAACAGAAACACGUAUCGAUGUUUAUAAAUUAAUGUUAAUGAUUUUGGGCACCAUAAUCUAUUGGAACGCUCAUAAACUAAGUGGAAAUUGUAUAUUUUAUUAUUUGUGUGGUACAGCGCUUGGAACCAUUACCUCAGUCCUAAUUUUUGUGUACUAUCUUAGCAAAUUAUUGCCAAGGGGUAAAAUAAUGUACCUGAUGGUCGCCACUAGUUGGACAAUGAGUAUUUAUAUUAUUCAAGCAUUGUGGGACCGUGCACAUAUAAUUAUCGUAGAGUAUAGAGAAUGGAUCACACUGUAUAUUCUACUUACAUCUUUCAUGAGUUUCAUAAUUUGUUAUUGGUUUGGCCCAAUUACAAAUGCCAGAACGAAAAAAGUUAUCGAAUGGCUUCUGCAGAUAGGAGCGCUGUUUGCCAUGUAUCACAGCAGUUACUUCCGCGAAGUAUCAAUUUUUUCUUGUAUUGUUAUUAUUCUUCUUUAUAAUUUUCCCAUUGUUGCAAUUCGAAAAGUGCGAAGUUAUUGGAAGAAAAUGUAUCCUCAGAGAAGAAAGUUAUUAACUGAAAACCAAUAUCAUACAGAAGGGAUAAGAGAAACUAAUGAAGCAUUAAGCGAACUAAAGGAAUAUUGCGCUAGUCCCAAAUGUAAUCCGUGGAAAACAGUUUUAAUAUUGAAAGAUCCGAUAAGGUUUGCCAGGUUUGUGGAAGGUGAAUCUCAUUUGUCUGACGACGAGACGCGAGAACACGAUGCUGAGAUCACAAAAAUUAUAGAGGAGUGUGAAUAUACGGAUGAUGAGGAUGAGUAUUUAAUAAAUUCCACGUUUUAG
This is a messenger RNA of Habropoda laboriosa, 1346 nucleotides long. RefSeq names its product nuclear envelope integral membrane protein 1-like (gene Nemp). NCBI's taxonomy places the organism in Eukaryota, Metazoa, Arthropoda, Insecta, Hymenoptera, Apidae. The transcript is spliced from 8 exons. The record is from RefSeq and is a predicted model, not a curated record. The coding region runs from base 129 to 1346 and encodes 405 amino acids. Gene Ontology annotation, cellular component: nuclear envelope.